Kazachstania africana CBS 2517 is the source of this 342-nucleotide messenger RNA. It is a transcript of the gene CMC1, whose product is annotated as Cmc1p. NCBI's taxonomy places the organism in Eukaryota, Fungi, Ascomycota, Saccharomycetes, Saccharomycetales, Saccharomycetaceae. The transcript has a single exon. The coding region runs from base 1 to 342 and encodes 113 amino acids. The record is from RefSeq and is a predicted model, not a curated record.
AUGUCUGAAGGCGUAGAAAGAUCUACUGAUGCAUCGAAACAUAGAACAAGACUGCCACUAUGGGCAUUAUCACCUCGAGAAGAGCAGAAAGCUCGUAGCAAUUUGAAAGAUUAUACGUACGAACAAUGUCACGAUUACGUAGAAGCCAUGGCCAAUUGUGCCAGAGAACAUGGUAUUAAAGUGUUCCCUGCAUGUGAUGUUCAACGUCAGAAAAUGAAAGACUGUCUCUUGUUCUAUCAACUGGAUGACAAGUAUCUCGAUCAUCAAAGGGAUUUAAUUAUUCUGCAGAAAAUCGAAAAACUUGAAUCACAGUUAAAUAAGAAGAAGGAGGGCAGUCUAUGA